UUGGCGCUAAUAUCCAAUACCGGUUCAAUAGGGGAUGUCGAUGGUUUCUGGGUGGUUUCGCUCAUUCGAUAUUGCGGCGUAACUUUGGGAUGCGCCGAUAAUUUGCCAUGGAAAGAGCGCGAAGAACAGUACUAGUGCUCAGGAACAAUUGGAAGAAGUCUGUGUUCGCAUCAGUUUGUGUCUUUUAUGGUACCAGAUACGCACAUUCUAAAUACAGGGAGUCGCAGUAUCUUCGCCAAGUUUGUCUGGAAGCGAAGGCCUAUGGCGAUGUUCCCCUGCCAGUAACCGCCAGGCCACGUCAUGUGACGGUCAUCCUGAACCCAACGGCCAAUGAUGGGAAGUGCCGUGCUCUGUUUGACAAGUAUUGCGGCCCUCUUCUGAACUUGGCCGGCCUCAAGGUUGGCAUCGUGAAAACAGAAAAGGAGGGCCAGGCUAAGGACCUCAUGGAAAUCAUGGAUAACACGGAUGCCGUGAUCGUGGCCGGUGGAGAUGGAACAGUCGCCGAGGUGGUAACGGGCCUGCUGCGGCGCGCCGACCGGUUGCAGGCGGUGCGCCGCCUCCCGCUGGCGCUGAUCCCGCUGGGCAACACCAACAGCGUGGCGGCGGCGCUGCUCGGUCGCACCGAGGCCGACCAGGCUACGCGCAUCACGCAGGCCACCAUGGCACUGGUGCGCGAGACCAUCCGGCCGCUGGACGCCAUGGAGGUGCAGGCGCUGGAGACGGAGGCCGAGGUGCCCGGCCGACCGGUCUAUCUUCUCUCCGAGAUCUCCUGGGGGGCCUUCAGGGACGUCCAGACCAAAGUACGCAAGUACUGGUACUGGGGCGGUCUCAAGGAGCGUAUGGCGUACGUGUUCAACGUUGUCAGAGACCUGACGUGGAGCUGCGACGCUGACAUGGAGUACGCUGCGUUCUGCGCCGGCUGCAGCCGCUGCUACCAGCAGCAGCAGGCUGAGCAGCAGCAGCAGCAGCAGGCUGAACAGCAGCAGCAGCGGGCAGCGAACACCCGCUGGUGGGCGCGGCUGCUGCCCCAGCCCAGGCCAGCCCCCAAACCGGCCCAGCCUGAGACCGACUACUCGACGGUGGACAACCCGGCGUGUGGCGUGUGGCACCAGCGGCCCGUGUCCGCCGUGGAGUGGCGGCUGCGCACUAGCCACAUGCAGCCAGAGUCGGGGCCUGGGCUCCACCUGCGGAUAGGGCCUGACUCGAUGACGUCGGCGGAGUUUGUCGGCGAGGGCUGGAGCCGGGCCGCCGGCCGUCAGCCGGCACCCGCCGAGGAGCUGACCGUGGGCCAGGUCCGGCUGGUCCCCCACCCGGAGAAGCGGAGCACCACCGCCGGUGACACGCCCAACACGCGCUGGUUCGGGUUCGACAACGAGGAGUUCGAGGUGCGGCCGGUGCUGGUGCGGCUGCUGCCGCGGGCUGUGCGCGUGUUCACGGACGGCGCGGCGCCGGCGGGUACACCCAGCUAGUGACCGCCGUCCGACCCGACCUCACGUGGCCUAGGAGGGUGCGGUACGCGAGGAACCGACUGUGGUGCGUCGUGAUGCCGCGUGCAGGAGUUUCACGGGCCUCCAGUGUUCUGCGGGUGCAUCAGAUGGGCUGAGGAGUGAGGGAGGCGCGGCGGGCAUGGUUGGUGCUAUGGGGUGUGCGUUCGGUUAAAAGGAGUUUAAAUGCAUCAGAAUGUGGCAAGAUAUCACAUUGUUUGCAAGCCUCGUAUGUUGGGCUAUCCAAAUGCUCUUUACGUUGCUGUAUUUUGGCGAAACUGCGUUUAGUUCAAAAGCCAACCACGACAUACCCUAGUUUGUUUUUAAUGUCAGUCGGAUAGCAAAUGUCUGUCUUGUCGAAAAUGAACCGCUAAAAGUCAUUCACCAUGACCUUGGCCCAGUUUUCCUCAAGCGAAGCCCCGAACGUAGGCGCUUUCCUCAUGCCACCGUGGAAAUUUACGGGCCGGGGAAAGGAAACUGCGUUUCAUUUUCGGAUGUGUUAGUCGUUCGUGGUUAGGACGAGUCGGUGAGCUCAAGUUGACGAAAACUACGCCCAUGUGGCGUGAAUCCAGACCGCGGAACCCUCAGUUUCAUUCCGCGAAACUAGGCCCAGGAUAGGGACCAGUGAUGCGUGGCCUGCCAUAUUGUGGCCUCUCCCACUGGCUGCAGGCCUGUGACAUGAGCUGACUGUUCCGGCGGAAGAUCGCACCGGUCUUGACAGACGCCGGCGCCCGGGUUCAGCUUCAGGCCUGGCGUGGCGGCGGCCUCCACCCAGUGUGAGAAGCGUAACUUGUGUUACGUUCAGUGGAGAAAAUGUCAUUUGCUACACCGUUUCAAUCGUUUUUAUCGUGUCAGUGCCUGAUGGCGAGCAUCUUUAUUUCGAUGUGAGCGAGCGCAAACUAAAAAAAAAACUCCCCAAAAGGGACGCGAAUAAAUGGCUUGAUGCAGACAGAAGGUGUA
Pollicipes pollicipes is the source of this 2444-nucleotide messenger RNA. It is a transcript of the gene Mulk, whose product is annotated as acylglycerol kinase-like protein Mulk. The record is from RefSeq and is a predicted model, not a curated record. Gene Ontology annotation, biological process: phosphorylation; sphingosine biosynthetic process; ceramide biosynthetic process. The transcript is spliced from 9 exons. Gene Ontology annotation, molecular function: ATP-dependent diacylglycerol kinase activity; ceramide kinase activity; acylglycerol kinase activity. Gene Ontology annotation, cellular component: membrane; cytoplasm; mitochondrion. Lineage: Eukaryota; Metazoa; Arthropoda; Thecostraca; Pollicipedomorpha; Pollicipedidae. The coding region runs from base 108 to 1469 and encodes 453 amino acids.